AUGGUUUCAGCAGCGGCCUUUUGCCUCUUGGCUCUCGUUGCCUUCUACGUCGUACGAAGCGUCCGCAUCUUCUGCUCUUUGAGGCGCUUUGGUGGCCAUUGGUCGGUGGGCUGGUCGCGUCUCUGGCUACUGAGGACCCAAGGUAGCGGACAGAUGCACAAGCGAUUCACCGAGGUCAACAACAAGUAUGGAUCUACCGCCCGCAUUGGGCCGUCGAUGCUCAUCACCACGGAUCCAAGCCUUAUUCGUCACAUGAAUGCAGUCUGUUCGCCAUUCACCCGAGGCAGAUGGUACUCGUGCUUGAAGCUCCAUCCAGAGCGCGAGAAUAUCGUCUCUCUCGUUGAUGAGCGUAAGCAUACCGAGCUUCGCAACCGCAUGAUUCCCGGCUACUCGGGCCGAGAGAAUCAACACCUGGAACAGGACGUCGACACCCAGCUGCUGAAAUUCUUCGAGCUGAUCAACAAGAAAUAUGUCGCGGUUCCGGAAAGCGGCAUUUUCAGGACCAUUGACCUCUCCCGCGCGACUUCGUUCUUCACACUAGACACAAUCUCGCAGAUUGCUUUCGGACACACCUUUGGUUUUCUGGAGCGCGAUGAAGAUCCCUUCGGCUACCUCGAGAAUCUCGAGCAGUUCCUUCCCGCCCUGAUUGUCUUUGGUGUCUACACGGAACUAUCGAAGAUCCUUCAGAUGCCGCUUCUGAAGUCCGCAUUACCGAAGUCGACUGACAAGCGUGGCCUCGGUCGUGCGAUGGGGUUUGCGCGGGAACGGGUGCAAGAGCGCUUCGGUGAGAAGCCAGUCGUGCGGAAUGACAUGCUUGGCUCUUUCAUCCAUCGUGGUCUCACGCAAGGAGAAUUGGAAAGUGAGACGCUCACUCAAAUCACAGCGGGCUCGGACAGCACGGCGUCGUCUCUGCGGAUGACACUGCACUUCAUCUGCACGACUCCACCGGUACGCGAGCGCUUACUAGGGGAAGUAGAGAACGCCAUCGGUGCGGGACAGAUUACCAGACCAGUCAUCAAAGACGCCGAGGCCCGCGAGCUGCCCUACCUCCAAGCAUGCAUUAAGGAAGGGCUCCGACUGUAUCCUCCGAUUACCGGGCUCCUGGCAAAGCUCGUCCCACAAACUGGGUGUGUAAUCAAUGUCGACGGCGUGGACAAGUUCGUGCCUGGGGAAACGCAGAUUGCGUGGAAUCCGUGGGGGGUGAUGCGCAACUCCAAGAUCUUCGGCGGCGACUGCGAGAUCUUUCGACCUGAGCGCUGGCUGCCGAUUGAUGGCAGCAACAGCGAACGUGAUCGAGUCGCGCGUAUGACGGAGACUGUUCUGCUGUGUUUUGGCACAGGCAGGUUUGGGUGUCUGGGGCGUGGCGUGGCGCUGAUGGAGCUCAACAAAGCGGUGAUCGAGGUAAGCGUCGAAAUCUGCUGGCGGGACAUUUGUGCAUGA
Molecule: messenger RNA, 1440 nt
Organism: Neohortaea acidophila
Lineage: Eukaryota; Fungi; Ascomycota; Dothideomycetes; Mycosphaerellales; Teratosphaeriaceae
Product: putative P450 monooxygenase
Exons: 2
Coding region: 1-1440 (479 amino acids)
Molecular function (GO): monooxygenase activity; iron ion binding; oxidoreductase activity, acting on paired donors, with incorporation or reduction of molecular oxygen
Source: RefSeq, a predicted model, not a curated record